Messenger RNA from Daphnia magna, 1531 nucleotides. RefSeq lists its product as uncharacterized. NCBI's taxonomy places the organism in Eukaryota, Metazoa, Arthropoda, Branchiopoda, Diplostraca, Daphniidae. The transcript is spliced from 4 exons. Bases 288 to 1184 code for a protein of 298 amino acids. The record is from RefSeq and is a predicted model, not a curated record.
AUUGCCAGAACCUAAUGAUAAGCAAUGUGACUUGCUAUUGCUACGCAGCAUGUUAUUUAAAGAAAUGAUGUUUGACAUGUCUGUAACAGACUUGGGUGGAUCUCUGGCUACACGCGUAGAAGAUGUCAUGCUUGGGCAAUAUGACAAAGAAUUUGACCUUGUUGUUGAUGUAACAUCAACUACAGUUUUUUUGAACGGCGAAAAAGACAUUGUUGUAAAACUUCGUCCUGUACAGGAAUUUUUUUGUUGUUCCGGAAGAGUGCAGUCAGAUUCUUGACUUGCCAUCGAUGUCUUCAUCUGAAUUUAGUCCAAAUGAUGAAAAUUCCCCCCCAGCAACUUAUGAAACUCUAACCAUGAACAUCAACGAAAGUCAUACAUUAGGAAAUGACACAGAUACAACUACAGACUUUGUGGACAGUGAAGAGGACAGCAGCAUGUUCCAGCCAAGGUUUCACAGCACCCAAAAAAGUAAAUGCCUGAGAGUGGAACAAUCACACUUGCUAUCAAGAGAGACUGAGCUAUCGAGUGCUUCUGUGACUUCAAAAAAGUUGCCAAGUGAAGUAUGUGAAACAGAUCUGUUUAUCCUUACCCUCCCAAAUGAGGGAGAAGAAGAAUGGGAAAUCAACCAGCACAUCAUUGCAGCCAUGAGGGCUGGAAAACUGUCGCAACACAUAAAUGCAUUUAUUUUGGUGUGUGCAAAACACCUUUUGAAAACUGUGACGUUGGAUAAACGGUUGAACCAGCGGAAGAGCAUUUAUAAACGUUACGCUCAAAUGAUUGUGAAACAACACCCCUGCCUUGCAGAUAAUAACUGUGAAGAUAACUAUCUUACUGUGAAACAUAAAGUGGUUCGAGCUGUUGGUAAUCAAAUAGAUUCCAAGAAACAUGGACGAAUUCGCAACUUAAAAAGAAAUCAACAGAAGGCGAGUGCAAAGCGGAAUUCGGGUGGCCUAAACCAGUAUGAUGCUGCCAACUCUAUUUCCGGCAAUUUAUCUACUGCUGUCGAUGAUGAUUUUCCUGAUCAUGAAAGUGAAGAACAGUUAAGAAGAAAGCAUGAUUUUGAAGCAAGGCGUGAGUUUUUCAAAAUUAACAACAAACUUUCUCUUGCAAAGUUAUUAGAAAAGACACCGCAUUAUCAUGAUUUUGAAAAGGUAUUAAACAUUCGUUUAACUGUUAGCGCGUGACGUUACAUUAGUAACGUAGCCCGUGUGCCGGGUUAUAACCCGGGUAAUAACCCCAUGGGUUGCAACCCAUAUGGACCUAUGGGUUAUAACCCAUAGUAACCAGGUUAUAACCCAUAUGGACCUAUGGGUUAUAACCCAUAGUAACCAGGUUAUAACCCAUAGUAACCAGGUAUACUACACUAUAGUAACCCAUAGUAACCAGGUCACAACAGUUAGAAGAAGAGUCGUGAGCUAAUUUUUAGCGUCAGCAGGAAUUCAGAGCACCAGCAGCAUCAACAUGAUUUAUUCCGCCGUUUAUAUUGUGUGUUGGUUUGUUAUUGUUAAUAAACGAAGGACUUUCAUGUUGA